AUGUUGCAGAGCGGACCGGGGGACCAAAAUUCAAGGCCCUCAGCUAUCAUAGCCUGGCCAACUUCGGCCUGGUAGGUGGUUGCCUGUUCGUAGCCCCUAUCACUCACACGAAGAUUGUUUGCUUCAGGAAGCCAAUGGAUCGGUGUGAGCCCCUCCCUGAGUGAAUAUAUAACUGAUAUUCCUGAUCACAACCGACAGGACAGCUGGCCCGUGGCUCAAUUGUAGAAUGUCGAAAUUCAUGACCAAAGAUCUCGGGUUUGAAUCUUAAGUAAUCCACAAUUGGGAUUGGGUAUGAUUGGCUGAUGACGGCCGGUAAGCCAGAAAUGGCCAUUCUGGUCUCCCUUGUCUUUGUAGGUACCAUCACUUUUACUUCUACUACUAGUCGCUGUGCGAUUGCCUGCGAGGGUUCUAGAGUGAGCCUCAAGGCACAGCGGAACACGCACGUUCUGUAACCUGAUCGGUGAGCACCGAUCUGUCAUAAUAUACAUAACUUUGUUCAUCAUCCCCAAAAGAAGACUAAGAAUAAAAUGAGGCGAUUCCAUAAACCACACUGUAUUGGUACUGACGUUUCUGAAACUUCCGCCUUUCCAUCAUCAAAGUGGUGAGGUGUUUGUUCCUGCUAACCCAGAUUUGUUCUGUCUCGCCGCCUGCCUCGUGUUAUAGGCAUGCCUGACGCACGAACUCUGACCUACCUGCUGGCGGGGGAUUGGCUUUGGUCUCUCCGUGGCCGACCGCUGGGGCGCUCGCUUGACCUCUGUCCCCUGUCCGGCCGUCGUUGUCGCUGCUAAGUCUGUGUACUCGUGGGCCCUAACCCCUUAACCUGAUCGGUUCAUCAGCUGUCGUUGCAUGCGUGAAUCGCGUUCGGUUGUUUGGGUGCGUCGGUGGGUCGAUGUCUGGCGUCGGUCGUCUGAUCCCCGGCUGGCUCGCCCCCCCCUGCUGUGAGGUGACAACUGUUGAGAGAGCCGCGAUUUGUUCUCCAGCGCUGUCGGCCCCGUCCGAACUGACUGGAGCCUCGUAGGUAGCGCCUGGUAGGCCGGAUGACGACCAAUGGCUCUGUUGCUUGUGCCAACUGAGGACCAACUUUCGAGAACCAGUCUGGCCACCUUAUCGCUGGCUCGGCCGAUGACGCUUGCCUCCCUAAUGGCGAAAUUGUGUUUCUCCUGUUGCAUGGUAUCGUUUGAUGUGGUCUCCUUAACCGUGAACGAUCUAACGAUAAGAAGCCGAAGUACUGACUCAUGAUCCCCUAAAUGUGUUUAGUGCAGCCCAGAAUUGAAUAAACAUGACGUCCAGCGUGUAUUGUGUGUACCUCUUCAAACUUGGAUAAUGACCGUUUUCACAAGUUUUGUUAUAUUAUAUGAGCGACCAAACACUGAUAAGAGUCACAGUCGCUGCGGCUUGUGUUUUGGGAUUUUUGUAAGGUUGUCGGCGAAGCAAUGAUCGCUGGAAUGUUUGAGUCAUUUGUCGUAACUGCCAAGAUGUUUACAGAACACCAAUCAAGUGAUUUCAGAUUCAAUUAUUAAAUUUCAACCUUGGGCAUUUAAAUUUCGUUUGAAGUCCUCGGACAUGGGCAACUUGCCAGAGUUCAUAUCUGCCGUGAGUACGUUUAAUGCUAACAUGCAGAUUUGACUGAAUUCAUACAACAAUAAUCAUCGCCAAGUGCCUUAUUUUGCUGCCUGAUUAUAUAGUCAACAAGACAAAUGUAAGUAAUUAGAAGUCUGAGUUGGGGAAGCUUAUCUUAGUCGUCCUACCCACAAGCAAUCACAACUUCGGACUCUUCUUUACUCGGAUCAUCAAAAGUACGUUUAAGUGUUGCCCAAAAGCCUUUUUUACAUAGUCCAGUAGGUUAUCCAGAUAAACGCGACGUCGAAGUAAACUAAGUUGUGCUAAAGUGAGCGCUGACAAUUGAAGUGCCAGUUAAAAACUCAUUUGACUUGGCAGGCAGGUCAUUCAAAAGCAGUUUACUACGUGGCUGGCUGUCUCAGACAUUUCUGAUGGUCAAGUAUAGGCGUCCACUGCUGUCACUCUUAAGAGCACCAGUUGCAGCCUCAUCUGACCUGGUCAAAGUAGGUUAAUCGGAGAAGUUUAGUUUCGUGGGUGAAUUUCCUAGGCACUGCAAUAUUCUCUCUCAAAUUACAGCGGUGUUAAUGGUUAUCGUGGUCAUGAGAAUGCCAACCGUGCGGGCGAUGAUGAUGAUGAUGAUGAUGGUGGUGGUGGUGGUGAUGAUGAUGAUGAUGAUGAGGAUGAGGAUGAUGAUGAUGAUGAUGAUGAUGAUGAUGAUGACAUUGUCGCUGCCGCACAUUUCGGCAGCUACAGUACACAAUACAUAAACCAACCUGUGCCUCAUAAGUAG
Messenger RNA from Spirometra erinaceieuropaei, 2350 nucleotides. The record is from the annotation of a GenBank genome assembly. NCBI's taxonomy places the organism in Eukaryota, Metazoa, Platyhelminthes, Cestoda, Diphyllobothriidea, Diphyllobothriidae.